AUGACAGACGACAAACCCACCGAAUACGUCACCCUCGUCUCAAACGACGGCUUCGAGUUCAAGAUCCUCCGCUCAGCAGCCUGUAUAGCAGGCACGAUCAAGAAAGCACUGGAUCCACUUUGUGAUGGUGUGGUGCUAGAGAAGGUCUGCGAGUACCUCUACUACAACCAGAAGCACGCGGAAAGCAAAGACGUGUCAGAUAUGGACAUCCCGCCAGAGCUAUGUCUGGAGUUGUUGAUUGCAGCGGAUUAUCUGGAUGUGUGA
This is a messenger RNA of Alternaria ventricosa, 264 nucleotides long. RefSeq lists its product as uncharacterized. Gene Ontology annotation, molecular function: protein-macromolecule adaptor activity. The coding region runs from base 1 to 264 and encodes 87 amino acids. Gene Ontology annotation, biological process: ubiquitin-dependent protein catabolic process. NCBI's taxonomy places the organism in Eukaryota, Fungi, Ascomycota, Dothideomycetes, Pleosporales, Pleosporaceae. The record is from RefSeq and is a predicted model, not a curated record. The transcript is spliced from 3 exons. Gene Ontology annotation, cellular component: elongin complex.